Messenger RNA from Aspergillus calidoustus, 1731 nucleotides. The record is from the annotation of a GenBank genome assembly. Lineage: Eukaryota; Fungi; Ascomycota; Eurotiomycetes; Eurotiales; Aspergillaceae.
AUGGAUUGCUAUAAAAUCCUCGGCAUCGCCCGAGACGCCAACCUCAAGGACAUCAACAGCGCCUACAAAACUCUCGCUCUAAAACACCACCCCGACAAGACAGGAGGAGACGACCAUGCUAUCCUUCAGUUUCAAAGGAUCCAACAAGCCGUCGAAAUCCUCCGAGAUCCAAUCGCCCGCAAAUCACACGACAAGCAUCUCGGCCCACCACCCAGUGAAGAUGAGCGGCUUUUCGCGAGCCCAGAUUACAAUGGCUGGGUAUCGACAGGUCUGCAUGUGCGGGAUCUCACCCGUAGCGCUCGAUACAUGUACAGCUACGGGAAUAGUGUUCACAUGGAUCCGCAUUCAAAGGAGUCGCAGGAAGAGAAGGCUCGUUGGGCGCGGGCUCGAGAAGAGGAGGACGAGAUGUGGAGACAGCGUCUUCAAGAUUUGGCGAGACGCAACGCGGAAAAUAGAGCCAGGCUUGAGGCUGAGGCCGAGGAAAGAAGGGCUAGAUUUGAGGCUGACGUUGAGAACAGAAGGCCUAAUCUCGCUCCCUGGUCACGUUCGUUUAGGCCUUCAGAGGGUGAUAUCUAUGAAGAAGACGAAGAGGAGGAUAACAUCGAGGCUGAAUGGUGGGCGGGAGCCAAACCCAAGGAGAUGAAGGGCGCCAAGUCCGAAGCAGACUCUGGUGCAGUCAGUGACCUUGCUUACGACGAAGAAAGGGACGUUGAUAUCGGAGUUGAACCGGAUCAUGAGAUCAAAAAUGGCAACCAUGCUGAUGAUGGAGAGGACAAAGGCAGUGCUAACACUUAUGAAGCCGGAAACGAUCUUGUCAGUGACGGCGAAGUCGAGCUUGACAGCCACUCUGAUACCAAAGAAGGCGAUCCCACUACGGGACUCCCUGCUGAUGUCGACGGUCACGCCCUCCCGGAUUCAGCAAAGAGCUCUAUCAAGUCUACCUCCGAUGACGGAUCAGUAGUGAUCAGAUUCGAACUCGGGCCCGAGUUCCACGCCGAAUUUGAUAUCGAAGCUAUUAUCGCCGAGGCUGAGGGGAACGCAGAAGAUUCCACUAAUGUUAAGCCUACAGUCACGGAAUUUGAUACCAAAUCGCCCGAGAAACUCACAACAGAAUAUCACACUGCAUCCCCCGGAAGCCCACAAGACCUAUCCGCUAGCCCCUACGUGAUGAGCGGCGGCCUUGGCUACCCAAGUCCCGGGUCCCCAAUCGACGCAGAGAAAACAUUUCUCACACAUGCCGAAUACGGGAGCGAAUCAUCGAUAUACUACGACUUUAGCGAACCAGAAGCCCCGUCUAUACCAAAAGACGCCGAGAACCAAAUCCUCAACCCACCACCAAUCCCCCAAAGUCAAACCUACAACUUCAAAUUCAACGCCACAAACGUCUACCCCCACCUAACCCCUUUCAUUCCCUACUUCGCCGCGAAGCUCGCCUACACGGACGGCCGCUACACAAGGGACGAUUUCCAGACCGAACUCCGAGGCAUGGUAAUGGAGACGUACUGCGGUUGGGUCGAGACAGUGCGUGCUACGAUCCCGGGCGCGGAGUCCCGAGAGGCAACCCUUGAUCUCAUUCCGCAGGACUGUCUGCAUCUGGGAUACUGGGAGAAGGUAUAUGGGCGUGAUGAGUGCGAGGAAUGCCAUCUCUGGAGGCCGAUAUAUACUCUCGUCUGUCCCGGCUGCGGAAUUAGGAAGUGCGUGGGGUGUAAAUUUGAUGAUGCUGGUGCUUGA